Doryrhamphus excisus (bluestripe pipefish) is the source of this 3884-nucleotide messenger RNA. It is a transcript of the gene slc7a14b, whose product is annotated as solute carrier family 7 member 14b. Gene Ontology annotation, cellular component: plasma membrane. Gene Ontology annotation, biological process: transmembrane transport; amino acid transport. Gene Ontology annotation, molecular function: amino acid transmembrane transporter activity. The record is from RefSeq and is a predicted model, not a curated record. NCBI's taxonomy places the organism in Eukaryota, Metazoa, Chordata, Actinopteri, Syngnathiformes, Syngnathidae.
AAAGUCACAUUUCUGCUGAGUGUUUUUUUUAUUACAGUGCACUCAAGGGCCAGAAGAUGGCGCCAAAGAUCAAGGUCAACUACUAUUUCCUGCAGACAACCAACAGGUCUUUUAUGAUUAUCUUAAUGUCAGCAUUUAAAUUCAUGUCAUGAACUGUAGAAAAAUUCCUUUUGAGUGGGGGGGGGGGUAAUUUAAAGAAAUCACAUACUCUAUUUUGUUGCCAGAUGGAGGGAAAGUACUAGGAACAACUGUUGGGUUUCUGAUAAUUUUUUCAUCAACCCGUUGGGAUGUUGGAACAUGCUUGCAUGUCCACAAAGGUUGCUCUCCUGGUCUUUAACAGAACCGACUAAAAGAGAACGAGCACUUGACUGGCGUUAGCUGCUGUUUGGAUGAAGUCCCACCAGCUCAUCUGUUGCCCAUCAAGGGUGCAGCUUCAGGAAUGCUCCGGCUUUAGUGUCUCACGGCAAUCUUCUCACUCGUGCCUUUUCUAAAGUAUACAUGAGCGUAGUGUCUGCUCCUGUCCAAGUUCUGACAUGUAAGUGACUGUACCGGCGUUCCCUUUGUGGUGUCGCAGGUGUCAUGUGACCUUGCAGGUCAUCUGACUCUUUGUGUCAGGUUACUGGUGGAGGACAACAGCAGCAGUGAAGCCCACAAUGUCGAAAAUGAACACAAUUCAGUUGACUCUUACAUUUUCUUUGAACGUGAAGCUUGAGGGAACUUCCUCCUCACACACACGCAGUACAGAAAUGUUGGUAGAGACACGCCCCCUUUCAGUCUCAGGUGUUGUGGUCACAAGAUGUCAGCCUCUCAGCAGGUUGGGGAUGAAUUUUUGAGGGCGUCGCUCCCUUUUGUGACGCGAAAGCCGAUCUGUCGUCUUCAUGAAUGUUUCAGAGAGCGAGUCUCGCUCUGUCAAGUGAAGAGAACGGCCGAUGGUUUCUAUUCCUUCAUUCGUUUCUUUAUUCAUCCUUCCAUCCAUCCACCUCACGGCCACAGGUAAAGAGUUCUUUCUGUCAACAUUUUAUACUCGGCAGCUUCACUAAGAUGUCAUUGCUGGUGGGUUUGUGGUGGUUAUAGCAAUUAGACGUCUCCUCGUGUAGUAUUUUUUUAUAUGUAUCAGAAGUGUAAUCAAGCCCUGAUGCUUUUGCAUGUGUCUGUAGCUUUAAUGCUAAUGAGCUGCCCUGUGUGUCUCCAAGAAGCCCUCACUGUAGUGAUGUGGGAAAUCACUGAUUUCAUCACUGAUCUGUUGCUGAAUAAAAUUCGAUCCGGUUUCAUACCGUAUUUACCGUAGUGAGGGAAAUGACAGACAUGUAACACCUCCCUCCAAACCAGAAGGGGGCAGUAUAGCUAAAAACUCUUAAUUGAUGCUUUCAACCCCUCCACUACCCCACCCCCACACCCUGAAUUCAGGUUAUUGGUGGAUGGUGUCAAAGCGAGAGUGACAGCCCUGACAAACACACAUCAGACAGUUUGUGGGCGUGGCCAUGGCGGCAUGGUUGGCCCGGGUGUCCUGGGCAGACGCCUGGCACGACAUGUACACGCGGCUGCUGCGCACCAAGCCUGUGGGCUCCAUGGCGCUCAGCAGCGACGACCUCAACGAACUGGACGACAGCUCAGGGGUUGGACUGGCCAAGGUCCUGACCACCGUGGACCUGGUGUCCCUGGGGGUGGGCAGCUGCGUGGGAACUGGGAUGUAUGUAGUGGCUGGGCUGGUCGCCAAGGCGAUGGCCGGGCCGGGCGUUAUCCUGUCCUUCAUCAUUGCCGCUAUGGCAUCCAUUUUGUCAGGCGUGUGCUACGCCGAGUUCGGCGUCCGUGUUCCCAAGACGACAGGCUCGGCCUACACGUACAGCUAUGUGACUGUCGGUGAGUUUGUGGCCUUCCUGAUUGGCUGGAAUCUGAUCCUGGAGUAUCUGAUUGGCACGGCGGCAGGGGCGUCGGCCCUAAGCAGCAUGUUUGACUCUCUGGCCAAUCACAGCAUCAGUAACUACAUGGUCACCCACCUUGGGACGCUCAGAGGACUAGGCAAAGGUGAGGACACCUACCCCGACCUGCUGGCCAUGUUCAUCGCCCUGCUCGUCACGGUCAUCAUCGCCCUCGGUGUGCGCAACUCCGUGGGCUUCAACAAUGUCCUGAAUGUGGUCAACAUGGCGGUUUGGGUCUUCAUCGUGCUGGCCGGUCUCUUCUUCCUGUCUGCCAAGAACUGGGAGGGCGGCAUGUUUCUGCCCUACGGCUGGUCAGGGGUGAUGCGAGGGGCAGCGACCUGCUUCUACGCCUUCAUCGGCUUUGACAUCAUCGCCACCACAGGAGAGGAGGCGCAGAACCCCAACACCUCCAUCCCGUACGCCAUCACCGCCUCGCUGGUCACGUGUCUCACCGCCUACGUGUCGGUGAGCGUGAUCCUGACCCUCAUGGUUCCCUAUGACCUGAUUGACAGCUCGGCUCCUCUCAUGGAGAUGUUCGCCGUGCACGGCUUCCUGUGGGGGAAGUACACGGUGGCGGUGGGCUCCAUCGCCGGCCUCACCGUGUCCCUGCUGGGCUCGCUCUUCCCCAUGCCGCGGGUCAUCUACGCCAUGGCUCGGGACGGCCUGCUCUUCAGGGCCCUGUCGCACGUUUCGGCGCUCACGCAUACACCGGCGGCCGCGUGCGUGGCUUCGGGGAGUCUGGCGGCGCUGCUCGCUCUGCUGGUGAGCCUGAGCGACCUCAUCGAGAUGAUGUCCAUCGGCACCCUGCUGGCGUACACUCUGGUGAGCGUGUGCGUGCUGGUGCUGCGCUAUCAGCCUGAGGAGAUGGAGGACGGUCGCCAUGACGACUUGGAGCAGCAUAUUCCCGCCAAAGAUGACCUGGAGGCUGAUGGCUCCUCCUAUCACGGCGAAGAAGACUUCCACACUGGGGAUGCCUCGCUGCUGCAAAGGCUGCUGGGAGGUCAUUACUACACCGUGCGAGCCCGUCUCGGUGUACCCGAUGCGUCGGCACGCCCCACGGCUGUGACGGGGCGCACGGUGACCCGCUGCACCCUCCUCUUCUUCUUCCUGUCCUUCCUGCUGUGGACCACCGUCAUAUUUGGCGUGGAGCAAGGAGCAGGGGUGGGCGCUGUCGUCUCAGGCCUGACAGCGGCGCUGAUAACAGGCUCCUUGGCGAAGCUUUUAAUUACCAUCUUACAGCAGCCCGAAAGUGGGCGGAGUUUGCCCUACAUGGCGCCCUGUGUGCCAUUUGUGCCCGCCGCCGCCAUCUUGGUCAACAGCUACCUCAUGCUCAAACUCUCGCCUCUCACAUGGGCGAGGUUCUCCAUCUGGUGCGUCAUCGGUCUGCUGAUCUACGCCUGCUAUGGCGUGUGGCACAGCACGCUGGAGAUCAACGCCCGCGAGGAGCAGGCACACUCCAGCUCCUAUCAGCGCUUCGAUGACCACUUGGACGACACCUUCACCGCCGACGAUGACCUGUAUCCCCAUGAGCAGGAUGAGGGAUCCUACCAGGGCUGGGCCGCACCCCAGGAGAGGAGCUCCCGCUACCAGCACAACCAGCAUGACGACGGGGAGGACAAUGGCGGAUACCAGUGUGGUCCUGGAGGCCAACACACAACUUGGGGGCAGAGCAAUCACGGCUUUGAUGACGAUGACGAGGAGGACUGACUCAGUAAGGCGUCAUGAUGAGCAGGAGGACCUGAAGGUGGGGUUUGUAAGAUCUCCUUUUGACCACAUUUUAUACCAUAAAUGCUCCAAUGCAUGCCAAUCAGCGGCUCCGAGAACAUGGUCGACAUAAGCACAUCAUCGCCUGGGUCCCAUAAACCCCCCCCCCCUUUGCUUGCGUUUUACUUUGUUGUACAUUUGAUGCUUGGUUUGCUUGGCUGGAUGUGGUGUUGUUUUCCUCCGAAAGAAUAAAUGAGUGAA